This is a messenger RNA of Haliotis rufescens (red abalone), 11381 nucleotides long. RefSeq names its product non-POU domain-containing octamer-binding protein-like. The record is from RefSeq and is a predicted model, not a curated record. Gene Ontology annotation, biological process: regulation of DNA-templated transcription. The transcript is spliced from 10 exons. Lineage: Eukaryota; Metazoa; Mollusca; Gastropoda; Lepetellida; Haliotidae. The coding region runs from base 68 to 2248 and encodes 726 amino acids. Gene Ontology annotation, molecular function: RNA binding. Gene Ontology annotation, cellular component: nucleus.
CGCAUGUCAAUCCCGAUGCAUUAACAUAAAGUGUUGCGACGCCAUUUUGACUAGUUCAAAAAGAAAGAUGAUGCGACCAGGAAACUUUGCGAGACCUUCGAGUAACUUUCGGGGCCAAGGUAACUUUAACAGGAAUCAAGGAAAUUUCAAUAGAAAUCAAGGACAGGCUGGGGGUACUUAUGGAAGAUAUCCAAAUCAACAGAGCGGUGGAUUUCAAGGUCAGGGAAAUAAUUACGCUGGACGCCAGCAGAAUCAAGGGAAAAGCCCUGGCAAGUAUGAACCACCGAAGAAAACCCCCACGCCAACCAAGCCAACUAAACCUGAUGAGGUUAAGACCGGGAAACCUGAACAAAAGCAGGAACUCAAAACUCAGAUGCCUCCACCAGCCCAAUCCCCGAAGAAAGAAGCCACGACGACCCCAACUGCUCAAAAGGUAACUCCUAAAAUUACCACACCAGUCAAGAAAGACGAACCAGCUAAACCGACAGGCAACGGCACCUCGACUCCUAAAGGUGAUGCUUCUACCGAACAGAAACGACAUCAGUCGCCGAAAUCACAGCAGGCGAAGCCACAAGACCAACAGAAUAAGCCGCCGAACUUCCAGAAUCAGAAACAAGACAGACCACAGAAUAGCUUCCAGAAUCAGAAACAAGACAGACCACAGAAUACUUACCAGAAACAGGAUAGACAGAAUAGCUUUCAGAGACAAGAUAGACAGGGUGGCUUCCAAAAGCAGAAGCAGUACAAUAAACAAAAUCGUGAAAGGGAUUCAAGUUAUUCAAGAGAUCAGCAGUAUCAGUUCACUGAACAGGGCCCGAAAGAAGAAAAGAAGUUCACGGGUAGAUGUCGUCUUUUUGUUGGCAAUUUAACUCCAGAUGUCACAGAAGAGGAUUUCAAGAAGAUGUUUGAACAGCAUGGAGAGGUCUCCGAGGCAUAUGUCAACUCGGGAAGAGGAUUUGGCUUCAUUCGUAUGGACUAUCGCCAUAAUGCAGAAGCAGCAAAAGCAGCCCUAGAUGGCUUGCAGAAGAAAGGAAGAACCUUGAGGGUGAGGUUUGCCACACAUGGUGCUGCACUGAAAAUCAAGAACAUACAUGGUUAUGCAUCCAAUGAACUGCUUGAAAAUGCAUUUCAACAGUUUGGAGACCUUGAAAGGGCCAUUGUGAUUGUAGAUGACCGUGGAAAGCCAACAGGAGAUGGAAUUGUUGAAUUUGUCCGUAAGCCAGGAGCACAACAGGCACUGCGAAGAAUCAAUGAUGGAAUCUUCCUUUUGGGAUCAUCACCCAGACCUUUGUCUGUGGAGCCGCUUGAGCAGACGGAUGAGGACGACGGCAUGCCUGAAAAAUUCUUGAACAAGAAUGAAGGUUACAAGAAGGAACGAGAAAAGGAACCUCGUUUUGCUAUGCCUGGUUCGUUUGAGUGCGAGUUUGCACAGAGGUGGCGUCAGAUUGACGAAAUGGAGAAGGAGAGAAUAGAAAGAGUGAAGAAAGAAAUGGAGGAUGCCAGGCUAAGAUUGGAUGAUGAAAUGCAGGGAGCUCUCAUUGAGUACCAGGCUGAGCAGAUCAGAAAAGAUCUAAUGCGUCAACAAGAAGAAUUGAGAAGGCUGGAGGAGAUGAGACAACAGGAUCAGAUGCGCCGCAGGCAAGAUAUGGAAAUGAGACAACGUGAGGAAGAACGUAUGAGAGUAGAGGAAGACCGACGUCUUCAAGAGAUGAUGAUGAACAGACAUGGUGGUCCUAUGGAUCAAGGUGGACCCAGAGGUCGCGAUGAAAUGAUGGGUGGAAUGCGUGAUGGUCCAAGAGGAAUGAAAGAUGGAGCACCACCACUGCCCCCACCACCAGCCCCUCCUGCAGGCAUGGGAUUAGAUAGAUCAGGACGUCCUAGUCAGAUGUCAAGCAGCUUUGGAGGAUCCAGCAUGGGCAGCGGAAUAGGCAGUAGCGGUCAAAUGGGUGGGAGUGGAAGCCAAGGAGGAAGCAUUGGCGGAAUGGGAGGCAGCAUGCGUCAAUCACGCUUUGACCAACAAGGAGGGAGCUUUGAGGGAGGGUUCCAGUCGGGGGGAGGGAUGGGUGGUCCCAUGGGGGGUAGCAUGAGUAGCGGCCAAGGAAACAUGUUUGGCAGUCAAGGCAUGGGUGGCUCCAACAACAUGGGUGGAGGUAAUGGAGGCCCUGGAAUGAGAGGCGAACGCAUGGACCGACGACGAGAAGGCGGACCCAGAGAGGAAUAUGGAGACUUGAAGAGAAGGAGAUACUGAGCUUUCUUGAAAAACACAACUGUUUCCAUCUUUUUUCACUGACUUGUGAGACAAGAAGAAUGUGCUAUGCCCUGUUUGGGCUUGUUGACUUGCGACAUAAAUAAUUCCAUAUUCUUAAUCAUGAACAUUUUUUAAAUACAGUGGCUUGAAGGCUGAAGACGACAUUGUAUAUGUUCCAAGUCCAAGUGCGAUUUUAGGAUGUCAGUAUUUGUUUUCAAUCGUAUCAAUCAUGUUUUGAGCAUCACUUGUCGAAAAAAAACAGCUGACAUUACAAUGUCCUGGAGGACAUCACGAGAGAGUUCAUGCCUAUUUCAUAAGGCCUGUUUAUUUGAACUAUGAACUAUUUACAUGAGUAUUUUAUGUUGCUUCUUGUGAUUAAUUCACACUUAUCGCUCUGUCAUUGGUUUUAAGAUUAAGGUACUUGUUUUCAUUAUAUCAAAGUCAUGCAUGUUUCUUUAGAUCACUUUAACUGUUUACAUAUGUGAAAAAACAUUGGUAAUCUUAAUCGUUAUUAUUGAAGAGUUGUUGUGUAUGUGGUAGUCCUUGUAAUAAAAGUUGUCCUUAACAUGAAAAUAUUUUCUUAUGAAUUGGUGAUUUAAAAUAGUGACGAAAGUAUCCUCUAAAAUCUUAACCCUAGGCAUGUUAAUUUAUUGCAAAGACUGAAUAUAACUUGCCUGAAGAUUGUCAUUUGGGAAAACAGACACAAAGAAAAUUAUUAAGUUUGAAAAGUAUUACCAUUAAUUUCACCAAGGGUGCAUUUUACCCAUAAUUAUCUGAUCUUAUCAUAAUUCAACUGAAUUUGAUCAUGAAGAAAUAGGGAAAGAUAUACAUUAUGGAUGUGCUACCAAAGCGUGGAGAUAGUAGACUUCAUUACGACCCAUGACUCGUGAUCAGGCAGCAUUGGAACAUAAUGGCUUGUGAAACAUCAUUGUAGGUAAAAAGAAAUAUAUUAGGUAACUGUCAACUUGGAUCAACUGAUAUAUGGUUAAGUGAACCAGAAAUAGUUUUCAUUGUGCUAAUGCAGAACUGAAGAGAGAAAACAUCAGUUGCAGCUAUUUGGAACAGUUUUGCCUUAUGCAUGCAGCUGGGCUUGAUUCCUUACAUGGUCACAAUAUCUGUGAAGCAUAUCUGUAUGGUGUCCCUUGUGACAUGAUCAGCUAGUUAAGUGAAAACUUCUUGUGAAGCCUGAUCAAUUCCAUUGAGGGAGAAAAGCUUGUUGGAUAAACAAGUUUCUUGAUGGAUUCGUUCUGUUCAAGAUGUGAUACUUGUACUUAUCACAAUGGAGUGAUGGGUUGAUUAGUAGUUAAAUUACUCACUUGCUACACAGAACCGGGUUUUAUUCGCUCAUGGGUACAAUGUGUGAUGGCCAAGAGGCCUGUGGUGGGUAGAUGUUGAUAAAAUACACACACAGGUUCUUCAUAUAGACUUGUAUUCAAUAUCCAUCAGCCAACACAACACACCUCCUGCACUCACACCUGUUGUCACUCAACUACCUGCCUAGAGCAAACGAAGAUGGCCAUCGUAAUGUCAUUCCCAAAUCAUAGAGGGCAGUCUCGUAUUCGAGGGAAAGUUUCGUAUCCACACAUUAACAGAUGUCGUGCCGGGGCACAUAGUUUCAAAUUUGUGUGGGUCCUUAUGGCCUGCAGUAAAUUUGCUUCUUGGUUUAUUUUGCCACAAUAAGGUGCAUUUUUAAGAGGGACUGGGGAUUUUAGUCAGGGCCUUUCAAAUAUAAGUUGUGUAGGCCAGUAAUUUCAAAAUCACUUUUAGUGAUUCUUGGAAAUGUGUGGUAUAAUGUGGAUCAAAACAUCCAUAUUUAUCAUUCUGUUAGGGCUGUACCAAAGAAGUUGACCAACUUUAACAUCUCGACUUCAUAUGAAACACAACUAAAGUGAACACACUAACACUGAAAUGUUUUUGUGGCACUAUAAAUGCUUUAUUGGGGUACAAAGUUUCUAUGCUGAUCAAUUUGUGAAUGUUUGAGGUGUAGACAUUUUAUCAAAUAAGUGAAGGGACAUUCCUUUGUGAAAGUCAAGUGAUAAGUUUCAAGGGGUCAUUUCCUUUCGCUGCCUUAAAAUGCUAUGACCUGUUAUAGAUUUUUGGCCUUCGGUGAAAAACCCCCGAGCCCUUGAGUAGCUAAUGCAGAAGAACCAACUCUAAACCCUGCAUGGGCAUGUGUUGGAUCCAUACUUGGUGCAUGCUGUCAUUUGACAGCUGAAAUUUCGAACAAAAAAAAUCAAAUGCUUGAUCUUUGUAAUCCUUGUCCAAUUGCACGUGCACACUGACAGCCUUAGAAAUUAAUGCAUGUACAAGAUUACUAAAUAUUGCUGCAGACUUUUAAAUAACUACUGACAGCUAGGCUUUGAUUUAAUCAAAGCUAUAGCAAAUAUGGCAAUUCAGGGACUCUUAAUUUGACAAUUAGAUAAAUGAGAUAUUAAUUAUAUUUCAACAAUUUAUUGAUUCUGGGUGAACGAUUUUUGGUUUGACAUAUUUCUCUCCAUAUUGGUGGAAACAUUUCUCAUUUCAAAGGCUGUCUGGCUUCUGAGAAUUUUGGAAAUCAAAGCUUCAUUGGGGACCUUUGUAUAUCCCAGAAUGCAGAUAUAUCCAUCUUGUUCUCACAUAGAUAACAUUAACAAUUGAAAUAAAAAUUACUGUACUUAGUACUACUUACUACUAUAGGUCACAAUUGAACAUUAUUCAUCAUGAAGAAAAUUGAGCAAGAUCUUCAGUAGUAUAAACGGAAAUGAUUGAGAAUACCCUCGCGAUCUACAGUCUUGAUUCUUGAUGCCUGUUGGUGAUGCAACUGUAACAGAUAUGUUACGUUAGAAAUAUAACUUAGUUGGUAAGUAUUGUUGGUAAGUAAAUGUGUUGUUUGUGACUAGUGGAAGAAAGAUGCGAGUGACAGAUGCUGUGGUGACAUAACAGUAAUUGACUGCAGGUUGAGAGCCUUUGUAGGGGUUUAGCCCAGAAACAAAAGUUGGAGUAACGCAUUUACCCUUAACAAUGGCCAUCUGUCUGGUGACCUAACACAUGGCAGAUGUCAUAACACGGAAUCUAUGAUGCAUUGUUUGUGACUUGUAAUCUGCAAAGUGGAAAAGGUGAUUAAGAUUACAAUCUGCUUGUUUCAUUGUGUAUGUGUUUGGUUAAUUACAAUCACAUGCAUGGCUUAAGCUAAUUGGUAGAUUGACAGGUCCAUCCAGUUUGGCGACAUAUUUGAUUUAUUAUUCGAUAUUCUACAAAAUGUCAAAUUGUUAGAAAUAUCCAGGCUUGACUUAAGUACAUAGUCUUAUAGAAACAGACCGAACAGACUGGCCAGCAUGGAGUAACAAGUUGUUCUGACAAAGAGCAAUAUUUCAUCAUGUCUAAACACAUGAAGUAUUUCUGUUGAACACAAGUUAUAAUUGGCAUCAUUUCCAGACUGAUGUAUCAAUCACAGUUGGUUACUUUUUGAUGAAAAUUUCAAGUGUUGGAAAUGUUGACUGGACGACAGGCCAAUGAUUUCAUGUGAUCUUAACAAAGUAUUCCGACAGUAAGUUUGUUCUUUGACAUUCAUUAAAUGUAUGAACAAAAAGAAAUCGCUUGAUUGUUUGAAGGUGCCACCUCUUGGCUUACAGUGCAUCCUGCACUUAUUCAUGAUAUAUUGCCCUCACUUUUGAGUUUGCGAAAAUAGAAUUCUCAUUAGUAAUUUGACUAAAAUUUGUUUUUUUUUCCAUGGGUCAAUUUCCUGUUUUGCAAAAUUGAUUCCCGGAAUCUUGUACACUUUAUUUCUAUGUUCCUGAUGUUUUUAAAUUUAUUGAUAAUCUGUUGAAACCCUUAAACCAUUUGUAUUCCUUAUAACUGGUAUGAGAUUUUUCUCUCGUUAAAGGAAAACAAUGAGACAAUCGUGUGUUUUCAAACAGCUAUCCUUAAUUCGAAUUGUGAUGCUUUGUAACAAGAAAUUAAUGACAAAGUUGUCAGUGUGAUGUGGAAUCUUCUCAUUGAAUAACAUAAAGGUGAAAUGUUUUUGCAAUAUCUGCCCACAUUCACUGUUCCAUAAAAGUGCCACUUGUCUACAACAGUAUCAAUUACAUGUAUUAAGUGUCUCAAUUUUGAACAACCUACAUCGUGGCAUGUGCCUUUUAUCAUAUAAUGAAGAGAUGGUCGCCAAAUAUCACCUGGAGAGGUUAAGCGUGAUGGCAAUUUCCAUCAUGAGUAACUAGAAACCAGUAGAUUGCAGUACAUGUAUGUAAAAGUAGAUCGGAUACACACAUCUUUUCAGGUGGUUUGACUCAUUUUCUGUUUGAAAACACAUGUCACAUGCACAUAUUUCAAGUUCAAAUGUGAAUUUUAGAUGAAGUAAUGUGCCUUUGACUUGUCCUGUGCCUGCUGGAGUGUCAAGUGUGAGAGAGGACCAACUACAGUUCACACUGAAAAGUUUAAUCUUUUUUAUGCUCCCAAGAUUUUCAUACAGGUUGAUGAAUAAGGAUUUCCUUGAACUUGCUGUACCGAUUUACAGAACAAGCCGUGCAUGCGAGUAUCCAAACCUCGCUAUGUCAUCUACAGCCUAACACAGGUCAUCAGUUUGACUGCUGGAAUGGUAUGAGUAACAUCACUUGAAAGUGAUGAUUUAGUGCAACAAUGCUGCCACAUGUUUCUGUUACUAAAGAGUUUGAUCAAUUUUGUCAUUGCUAACUUUGCUAUAUAGUAAGAAAACCCUUUCUGCUCCUAUAUUAGAUAUGCCCAUUUCUGCAUGGUGAAAUAACCUAUCGGGAAGAUGUUGUAUGCGUAAAUGAAUUUCACAUUAUGAAUACCAUUGUUCAUAACUGUUUGAAAGGCCCUUUCACAGGUCUUUAACAACUAUAAUCACAUUCUGUUGACUUCAUGUAUGAAUGAUCAGCAAGAAUAAUUAUGAAUUUGUCUAUGCAUAUGCCAUAUGAUAUCGAGCUAAGUGUCACAUGUUGAUGCCAUUACAUAUACGAGUGAUAAUCAGUUUUACAAACUGAAAGAUGAAACAUAUCGGUUAAUUUUAAGAGGCUGUCAAAUACAUCUUUGUAAGUUACUGCUUAAUGGUUUCUUGGUGGGGUAAUCUUCAUUGAUUGUGUUGAGUUAUUUUAUGGCAUGGUCUAAAUUAAUUUUCCUCGAGGUAUUCAUGCAUUUGUGAACCUUGUGGGAAUAUCAAUAUUCCUUUCAAAACUGGAAACUAUGGAGGGCACGACAUGCCAAUGAGGAAGACACUUCAAAUGGAUUGAGGGCAGAUUUUCAUAAAGGAACAGUCAAAUGUUGGAGUGGGAUAAUUUAGACUAACAAACCUUGUGGUACUCUUUAAAUGGUCAACAGAUCUGAUAUAGAACCUUUUCCAUGGUCAUCACUACAUUACAGCUCUCACUGUAUGGAGAUACAAGGCGUAUUCUCUGGUACAUUCACUUUUCAUCCACAGUACUAAUGACUCCAAAAUUCAUCAAGUGAUCUUAUGAAAUAUUUUGUUAGACCCUAGCUUGCGUCUACUAUACUGCAUUGCUGUACUUGUAAUAGUGACCGAGUGCGACAGAGAAGUUAGGCAAUCUACUACAUCAUUAUUCUAGGAUGCAGAUUAAGAUCUAAACAAGGUAUGUAUCAAAUCUUCCAUGAUAUUAUGUUUAUAGCUAUAUAAGCUUUCUACAUUUCAGAUACAUGAAUCCAUCCACAGAAAUCUGAUGCUUAUUACUUUGUGGUGUAGGGAAGACCUGUAAGAUACGGUGUUGCAUGUGUUGCUUGUGUGAUAAGGGCUGUCGAUGUAUCGAAGAUGUCAACAGUUACCCUUUGAAGUGAAUGGGAUGGGACAAUCUGCUGUUAAACAUGUUUCAAUUACAAUUUGGGAAUUGGGGAUACAGAAUGCGUGUAGCACCAAGGUUAAAUGAAGAAUUGGGCUGGUCAGUGCAACUCAUAAGACCCCAAGGGUCGUAUGAGUGUUUGAAGUGUUGUCCAUUAUAUAAGUUUGUAUGAGCAAUAAGAAUCACUUUGGAUGUCUCGUAAUGGGUAGUGCAUAACAUAUUCAAAUUUGGGAGCUGUUGGGGUAUAUGUCAAGGAAUAUAACUGAUUGGGUAUUUCUGUGGUAUGAUAGUUCAUGCUUGCCCAGUUUCCUUGUGAAAUGCUUAGAAGAUGGGUGUGAUGGCAUCAUUUCAUUGGAUGUAGGACCCUUAAAAAAGGAUAUAUCCUUAUUUUGACUGGUAAUUUAUCAUCAGAGGGAAGUUGUGGAAAUAGGUCCGCAAGACACAUUACCCAGAGAUGCCAACCAUUACGAUUUGGAGUCUAGUUUAAAUUGUUAUGCUUGUUCUUCCACAAAUUACAAUUUUUGUCAUUAAUUAAACAUGCAUAAAAAAUAUGGAGAUCAAAUUGUUCAUGCCUCUGUGACAUGAGGCCUUCUACAGCGAGACUAUGCUGGCUAAUGAUAGCCAUGCUUUCAAUUCACAUACUGUUAAAAUAUCCAUGGUACUAGUAUCUGGUUAUGUUAACACUGUUUAUUUAAUCAAUCGAUCUUUGUGAGUACUGACAGCUGAAUGUACCCUUGAAACACCAUCACUUGCUUGAUAACGGUGUUCGAACCUAUGCUGAAACUUCACUCCUAAUUGUAAUAAAGGAGUUGUUCAUCCAUAUAUCUUGCCCUUACUUAAUUGAAACACCACAUUGUCUCUGAAAGACAUUCAGGGUCAUGUGUGGAGCUUUCACCAGGUGUUUCACACACAGCUAGGCCUAACAAAAUGUCCAAGCGAAAACCUGCAACAUGGUUCUAUCAUCAGUGGUUCUAAAGAAAUACGCUUUUUAACCAAAGAAUACUCCAAAGCUUUAAUUUGGGUUGGCAUCUCUGCAUUACUGAAUAAGCCAUGUGCACUGAAUUGUAACCUGAUAUCAAAGCUUGCACUUGUUAUUAUUAAGAGAUUUAUCAUUCCAAGUACAUACCUUACUUAUGACUAUGUUUUAAGAUACUGUUUAGGUGAGCUAUGGUGAUCUUUGCAAUUGAGUAUUUCAUUGAUAGAAAAUUUGACAGUGUUGAUUAUUAUCUCAUGAUCUUCCACAAACACUUAUGUAUGGCUGUAAGUGGCAAUGAGGAGAUGGACAACUGAGUAUUAUUGAAGUGCUCAAACAAAUGCAUCCUCUUUCUGAGUAAUGCCACGUCCAAUACAUUCUAACCAUAACAGUGCACCCCCUCCACACUUUAUUGUACUGAGUUAUUACUGAAGUCUCCAAGCCCAAUGUCUGAAAUCAGUAGCCAUGUGCUCAGGUUCAGCACCAUCAGACAUGUUUUGCCAUCACAUUUUGGUGACAGUAAGAUGUCAUCUUGUCAUGUCCAAUAAUUCAUUCAUUUUCACUAUUAAGCACUUUUAAGCAUGUGGUUGACAUUGAAAUCACUCUCAUCAUGGCACAGGAUUCUGGAAACUAUAUCUGUAAACUUCAUUUGUUCAUUAAUGUUACCAGGAAUGUAUUGUGAACAUUCAAGUCCCACACUUGACUAACAAGGUGUUUUGAAGACAUUUAUUUGCCAGUCUCAAAAUUGUUUCACAGCAUAGAUUUAAAAAGAAAAGCAUGUAUGUAAACAUCCAGACCCGUGUGAAUAUCAUAUAAUUUUGUAAUGAGACCUUUAUCUGUUCCCUUUCUUUCCCCCUAAGAACUAUGAUUGAACCAAAGUAUGACAUCUUGCACUGAUGUUACUGGCUUGGUCAUUUGUGUAGCCAUUUGAAAUGGGAAAUAGCAUGCAGUCAUAUUAACAGUAGAAUUCUCUAAUACAUUCCCUUUCUUACUGUACCUUGAUACGACGAAAUGUAGUUUAAGUUAUGCAGUGUCCCUUGUUAAUCAUCCAGAAAAGUUAAGGAAAAUGAGUUGUAAAAUCUCAGUGUCGGAAUGGAGAAAAAAGUAUUCAUUUCAUAUUUCAGAAUAUCUUUGCACCAUAUGAAUCCCCAAAGCAAAUUAAGAGUCGCAAUAGUUUUGGAAGAGCGAGGAUUUGUUAGUAUGGUAAAUGAAUAUGAAUGUUAAAUAUCUACUUGAAACUUUUAUGUCAAUAAUUGUAUCAAAGGUAUCAAGUGACAACAUGCUGCACAACAUUAACAACAUGUGGAGCUAGACAGUGUUAUUGCGACAGUACAAGACUUUACCUUUGUUCAUCAAAUUGACAGAGGGUUAAUGACUUCAUUAUGCGCUUUAUUUCAAUGAUUUUAAUAUGAACACAAGACUUUUUCUUCUUGAUCAGUUUAUGAUGAACCCUGUCACUCUUUUUGCACCCAGUAUUUCAUUGAACACUCAUAAAGAUUAAGACAUCUACUUCACUAUUUGGAUAAAUCAUGGUUGCGCUCAUACUGAAACAACUAGGCAAAUAUUGGUGACACGUUGAUGUGAAUAUCUUGAGUGAACAAUUGAAGUGUCUGUCUGUGAAGGCAUGAAUCAGUGAUCAUGGUUAAGUCAAACAUGAGAAUUAUUUCUACAUUUCAUUUGUCAUCGUGACAUUACUUUGGUAGUGGAAUGGGGGGUAUCUGAUUGGGAAGAAGUGUUGUCUCGUCCAAAUAUUGCCAUUUAUUUCAGGAAAAAAUUGAUGGCUGUACUGUGAAAUGCAGGUUGUCUGAGUUGUUCCCUGCAGAGUAAAACAUGACCGUCUACCUACAUACCCAACUGUAGUUUGACAUGCAUCAUAUUGACGGAUUUAUUUCUGCAUUUUAAAAAUAACCUUUCAUUGUUUUUCAGCAAUUUAAAUUUUCAUUUUCUAAAUUUGAAAUAUUUGAUAUUAAUGUCUAACUUGUUUAAGGUAAGUAAAAGAAAUAAAAAGUAAACAUUCUGAUUAAGAUAAUAUCUGAGAUAAAGUGUUUAUUUGACUUUUAGGUUGGGGUCUUUUGGUAAUCUGAGCCUGAAUGUUUUGCAGGUGUGUUGUCCAGGAUGAGGAUGAAGAUGACUAGCCCAACCUGCUGCUAAACCACAGUCUGAUCUGAAUGCACACAUGGUCUAAGUCACUGGCCGAGUUAAGUGUCUGGAACUGCAGUAAUAAGCGAGAUUGAGAAAAUGAAGAAGAGAACCUACUUGAUGAAUAGGAUGCCACUGGUUUCAAGUCUGGGCAAAGAUGCAAAAAAACAUUUUCAUCUUAAUACAUGAUCAACAUUGUUGAAAGAAAAUUAUGAAUAAAUGUUUAUUUUCUGAA